This is a messenger RNA of Pygocentrus nattereri (red-bellied piranha), 2701 nucleotides long. It is a transcript of the gene znf296, whose product is annotated as zinc finger protein 296. Gene Ontology annotation, biological process: positive regulation of transcription by RNA polymerase II. NCBI's taxonomy places the organism in Eukaryota, Metazoa, Chordata, Actinopteri, Characiformes, Serrasalmidae. Gene Ontology annotation, cellular component: nucleus. The coding region runs from base 177 to 2102 and encodes 641 amino acids. The record is from RefSeq and is a predicted model, not a curated record. The transcript is spliced from 3 exons. Gene Ontology annotation, molecular function: DNA-binding transcription factor activity; RNA polymerase II cis-regulatory region sequence-specific DNA binding.
GGGUACGACCGAGAGCACAACCCUCGGAGGAAAGAAGGGGGAAAAAAAGGAAAACAGCACAUCGGUCUAUUUUCUGCUCGUCUUAUGACACCGUUGGUCGUCCUCGGUUACUCAGAGCCAUAAAAGUGACCGAAAAAAUCAGCGGAUAAAUACAGUUUAAAAGCGUAAAGCUCAGCAUGUCCAGGCGCAAACUCGGCAGCAGACCACAACACCUGAGCGUCAUCCAAGAUGCCCCAGAGGCCACUGUGACCCCCAGCUCCUCCCCCUCUCCGGACCACGCAGGUCUGCCCACAGUCGGUGGUAGUGACCUGUUGACCUGUGGCCAGUGUGGCCAGGCUUUUCCCUUGGCCCACAUUCUCACCUUCAUCCAGCACAAACAGGGAGGAUGCAGCAGUGUCAGGACGGGUCCAGUAAGCCACACCCCUCAGUCUCCAGCCAAUCGCACGCUCCGAUGCAGCCCAGGCUCGCAGGUGGAGGCGGGCUACGUGGAGCUGACGAGGGUGACGGACAGGCGGUGGGAGGAAGAGCCAGGUGUGAAGGCGGAGGCUAAUCGAGCAGAUGAGCCAUCCAGUUUCACCUGCCAGGUAUGUGAACGUGUGUUGCCCACCGCAUGGGCUCUCCUCCAGCAUGCCCAGCACAAGCAUUCCCUGAACCUCUAUCAAGUGGAGAGCAGUCAUGCCCCGAAUGUCUCAAAACCAACAGCUACAAUGGAUAUUCGUCACUUGGGUGCCACUCUGGCCUCUGCCUUCAAUUCCACUUCAAAACGGUUACCUCGUUCCAAUCAGCCUGCCCGCCCCCAUCAGCCCUCUGCACCUUCUCCGGCGGGGCCGGACCUGCAGGGCCUGAACUUCUCCUUGUGUCUACAGCGGCUGGCGGAGGUCAGCUGCAGUAGUGGAGGGGUCGUUCCCUCCCCGUCGCAAUCUCCCCCUGCGGCUUCACCUUUCCCUCAUUCCACACCCUCUCUCCUGGGGACCUUCUCCUGUGAGGUUUGUGGCCAAAGCUUCCAGUCUCUCCGCAGCCUGUCUGCUCAUCGCCGUACGCAUGCCUGCGAGAGGCCUUACCACUGUGGCAUGUGCCAGCUCACUUUCUCACAGAGUGGUGAACUGGCGCGCCAUAUGAGGAGCCACCGGCGAGCCCCCACUAUGGACGAGGUCGAAAACGGGCAGACCUCGUUAUCCCAGGCGCCUGGAGAUGGUUCCACUGCUAGUUUGGGGAAUCACGGGGCUGAGCUUGAUCUCAGCAAGUAUCCAGCAGCAGGUACAAGCUUAAUGCUGCUGUCUUCUCAGUCUGGAGCUGCUGGCCGUGGCUUGCCAAGGUUCUACCAGCCUCAGGUGGAAGCCGGACAGGAUGAAGAAGUACAGGGUGAGCCCCAGCAACCUUCGCCUUAUUCUAGUCCAUCUGAGGGCUCCCUGGAGAGUGGAGAGACUGGCGGCAGCGGAGAGAGCGGCAUUGCCAGUGGCAACUGCACCCCAAAGCGGCCAGAACGUGAGAACGAGAGAGAAGUGGAGGCGGAAGCAGUAGACCUGGUCCAGGAGUGGCAACAGGACCACGAGAGAAGGCAGGUCAGCAGUGGAGCAGGCAGAAAGAAAAGAGAAGAAGCCUGUGAGUUUUGUGGAAAGAGGUUUCGCAACAGUAGCAACCUGACGGUGCACCGGCGGAGCCACACUGGAGAAAGGCCAUACCGGUGCGGCCUUUGCAGCUACGCCUGCGCCCAGAGCAGCAAACUCACCCGCCACAUGAAAACACAUGGUGCCCGUGGCUCCAGAGCGCCUUUUCAGUGCCAGCUGUGCUCUGUGCCCUUCACUGUGUAUGCCACGCUGGAGAAGCACCUGAAGAAAGUACAUGGAGUUAACCAGGCCACUGCUGGGGUUUAUAGCCACAGUCCUCCAGUUAACUACGCCAACCUCACCGUCAAACUAGAAGACGAUCCUGCCAGCAAUCACUCAGAAGCUCCAGUCCAAGGCCUCACAGAGGCAAACAUGGACAUGUAUGAGAAUCUGAAAGAGGAAGACUCCGAAAUGAGGCUUGACAGUGCUGCAUCACCCACUCCUGAGGACUGCAGUGGAAAGGCAGAUUUGAGCCUGGCUCCGAACACUGCCUGAGCUAAGACGAAUCUCCAUAAGGCUGCUUGGAUCUGAUUCUACUUGGCAAUCAAUAUCUGAGCUCCACCAGACUGAAAGAUAGGGGCCAUGCUAAAUGAUCAAAUAUUCUAUAUUUGAAUGAAAAACCAAGUGCCUGCACAUUAACUACUGUGAUCAUUCUUGUACGGAUUUGAGGACUGAGACUUAUGUCAGUGCUUUUAUGUCUCGUGUUACAGUUCUGCUGUGGGACUGUGAAGGCUUAUGAGCCUGAGGACAUGGGACAGAGUCACAUGACCAUUCAUAGAUACAGGCAUGGAUGCCAGGCAACCAUCCUGGAAUAUCAUCGACUAGGGAUGAACAAGAGCACCUGCAAUGGACGUGAUUCUUGGUGGUAUUCAGAAUGAGAUUCUACCUCCCAAGGGGGAGAUCUUCUGUCACUCUACAUGAGACCCAUCAGCGGUUCAUCAUUUGUAAAGAGUUCUUCAGUUCUUCUUGAGUUGUUGGAAGAAAUCAUACAGAUAGUAAAGGAGUGCAUGGAUAUCUGCCAUGCAAGGAGGUUUGCGUAAUGCUUCCUUUCUUCAAAAUCUCUCACAGGGUUGUACAACUAUGAAUUUUUGAGA